Ogataea haglerorum is the source of this 696-nucleotide messenger RNA. RefSeq lists its product as uncharacterized. The transcript is spliced from 2 exons. NCBI's taxonomy places the organism in Eukaryota, Fungi, Ascomycota, Pichiomycetes, Pichiales, Pichiaceae. Gene Ontology annotation, molecular function: tRNA dimethylallyltransferase activity. The coding region runs from base 1 to 696 and encodes 231 amino acids. Gene Ontology annotation, biological process: tRNA modification. Gene Ontology annotation, cellular component: mitochondrion. The record is from RefSeq and is a predicted model, not a curated record.
AUGCUCCGGAUGAGUUGCAAGGUCAUAUCAGUCAUCGGCACCACCGGCGUGGGGAAGUCGCAGUUUGCCGUCGAGCUGGCGCGCGCCGUUGACGGCGAGAUCGUGAACGCCGACUCCAUGCAAAUGUACCGCGGCCUCGACCAGAUCACCAACAAGCACCCCGUGCCCGAGCGAAAAGGUGUGCCGCACCAUGUGAUGGACCACACGCCGUGGGACACGGAGUAUUUCAUUCAUAGGUUUAAGCAGGAGGCUAUGGCGGCGAUUUCGGACAUCCACAAGCGCGGAAAAACCGCCAUUCUCGUCGGUGGCACGCACUAUUAUCUUCAGAGCCUGCUUUUCCUGAACAAGACCCUAGAUACCGCCACGAGAGCGCAGCUGAGCGACGCCGAGCGGGCAGUUCUGGACGGCCCGCCCGACGAGGUGUUCCGCGCGCUGCAGCAGAAAGACCCCAUUGUGGCGCAGAACGUCGGCGCUGCGCUACGAGAUGCUGUUUUUCUGGCUCUACGCGCGGCAGGACGUCCUGGACGAGCGGCUGGACUCUCGCGUGGACAAAAUGUUGCAGCAGGGCGCGCUGGACGAGAUCCGCGAGCUGCACGCGUUCCGCAGCCAGAUGGAGCCCAAGAUGGCGCUCGACCGCGGCGUCUGGCAGGUCAUUGGGUACAAGGAGUUCCUGCCGUACCUGGAAGAGGGCCCUGA